Molecule: messenger RNA, 600 nt
Organism: Prorocentrum cordatum
Lineage: Eukaryota; Dinophyceae; Prorocentrales; Prorocentraceae
Source: the annotation of a GenBank genome assembly
AAGGGGGGGGGCACACUGCAGCGCCCCUGUCACGCGGGGAUGCCGAUGGGCUUUGGCGCUGCCAGGGGCAGCCCCCGCGUUGCUGGCGCUCGCUGCGGGCCGCUGCGGGCCCCGCGCCCAUGCGGCGGUCUCUGCAGGCCAGGAGGCCGCGGGACGGCGGCGAGGACGCGGCCGAGGAGGAGAAUGACCUGGUGGAGAUGCACCGCCUGAGGGCGGUGCUGCAGCAGGUGGACACUUCCAAGGCCGGGCAGGCUGCCGUGGGCGGCGCCGGCGCACCCGUGGAGCCGCCUGAGCCGGCGCCGCCGGGCGAGGCUCCAGGGGACGCAGUCGCGCCAGAUUCGUCAGCUUCGCCUGGCGCCGUGGAUGCGUCCGACGCGCCGGCUGGCGCGCUGGUGGAGGCAGAGGUUCCAGAGUCGUUGGCCGUGCUGGGCGAGCCCGCUUCGCGGCCAGUUGCGCAAGCAGACCCCGCGGUGGAGGAGGCGGAGCCCGAGCCCCCUUCCCCAGGAGAUGUGCGGCAAAGGGGGGGUAAUGAUGGCUAUGAUGAGAAUUGCGAGGCUGGCGGUGAUGGCUAUGAUGAUUGUGAUGGUGAUGAGUGUGUUG